AUGACUGAUUUGGUCGAUGAAGUACAAUUAAGAACGGCAGAGGAGGCAAAGACAGUUUCUGCUUUUAAGCAUGCUGAACGUGACAUUCAUGAUAUUGACCAUAUCACUGCAGAAAUAGCCGGUUCAUGUGAUCAAAUGCAAAUGUAUACUGUAUUUUUUGAAUUACUAGGUUCUGCAACUUCUAGAAAGAGUACUCAAUUCAGCACUGCAUCCUCCGAGUCGGCAGAGUCAGGUGCUUCGACCAGACCAUCGACGAAAUCUACACCUUCAUCAUCGGCAAGUGAAACUGGAUUAACAACAAGCCAACCUUUCACAACCACUAUGGUGUGCCCGCUCACAGAAGGUAUGACAAGCCCUCAAUACCUCGGCUCGCCCCAACUAACUGGUGCCAAAACUGGAACAGUACCAUCGGAUCUUAAGCCAGGGUCGUCCGGUGUUACUUUUACUACGCCGGAUGCCAAAGUAGUAAUACCACUGGCAACAGGCAUAACACCGAUCCUGAGUAAAGUUUCGGUACCGAACCGGUUGACAAAUGUCGUUGAAAUCACGGUCACAUUCACACCAGCGACUUCAGACACACCAGUGCGCCUAACAUCACCGAGAGGAACGAACACAGUUGAUAACUUCCCGAUUACACCAUUGAAAGAAGGCAGUACAAUAACUAUCACGUUCGUAACAACUGGUAACCAACCACCGCAGAAAGUAACGCUAUCCGUGAUCGCAUGCUUUGCACCAAGCACCGCCACAACAAUUGCCAGUAGUAGUACUGCUCCCAUUACUGUCAGUGGACCUACACCAACAUUGACCAUCAGUUCAACAAGUACUGGUUUAAGUGCUGGAACCACGUACCCAGUCACCGGAACCACAAAAGCAUCGGCACCAACUGAAGUCACAAUCCCUACAACUAUCGGAAUACCAGCUACAACAGCCGGUAGUAAACAAACUGAGACUACUACUGGACCAGCAACUGGCCAAUCAAGCACACAAGGUAGCGCAGGAACAACAGGACCUACCAGUGAAACUGAAACGACAUUCCCCACAAUAGCCGGUAGUAAAGCAGCUGUGACUACAGCUGAAGGGGAAGGUAGCAAAGCAAGCACUGUAGGUGCUGGAAUGAGUGAAACGACGAGUGGUUUGGGAAUCUCAUUAGCGUCUGGUUUCCCUAUAGGAAGAACUUCAAUAGUCACUGGUAGUGGCUCGAUGCUUUCCACGAUCACGGGAGGUUGUUUUUGUUAUCGAGGAUAUAGCGUUUGAACCACAGAAAUGUUCACAACACUAACAACCACUUCAUGUUAUUCGGCAGAUGUUAUGUAUCAUGAAAAUGCUGUUUUAUCAAUCAAGCAAAUCGAAACAAAUCUUGCUAUACCGAUAAGUUCUUUACGUACUGAUGGCACAGGUGUUACGUUUUCUAAUGUGAAACAACCAACGCUUUUAGUCACGCUUAAUAGUACGGCUGUUUCUCAGAUUAUCUCAAUCUCGAUACCAAGUGUAAACGGUGCUAGUAACGUAAAUCAAAUUCAACUAACAUUUUAUGGUAGGAAUGGCCAAAUUCUUCUAAAUUCACUGGGUGCACCGUGGAUUGCUGAAACAACGCCUGGUGUGACAACACUAGAAAAACUCAUACCGCAAGUGCCUGUUGGUGCAUUUGAGAUUAAAUUUAUCAAUACAACGGAUAGAGAUGUACCCAGAAAUGUUACCCUUGAAAUCAUUGGAUGUAUUCAUGCAUUUACUACAUUAUCAACGACAGCCGCAUCUACUUAUACAACAACUAGUCCAUGUUUGAUAACGAAUGGUAUGACCGAUGUAAACGUUAUUCCAAAUGAAAACAUUGUUAAUAGUAACAAUGUAUCAAUUGGUGAUCUAAUUCGUUUAAUUGGCACAAGCUUAGGUUACACACCAAUAUCAGAAAAUGAUAAAAUUACAAUAAAAUUAACAAAUGAUCAUUCCGAAAUUGCUAUUGGUCAAAUAAUAAUCUCGGCACAAACUUUUCAAUCAGCCAUAUUAUCAAUAAAAACGAAAAAUGACAAUACAUGGACAACAUAUGCAACAUUAACAAGUACUACGACAACAUUCGAUAAUCUAUAUGCCACCGAAUUGCAAUUUCAAUUUACACCAAAUACUAAAUCUAUUAAGUUAGGCAUUAUUGGUUGUUUUCCACCGACAGUGACAACAAUUAUAUCGUCGACUGCAAGCCAAUAUACUACAUCUUCAUCGACUGGUACAACUUCUGCUUGUGUUCUUAGUGAAUGGGGAGCUUGGUCAACAUGCUCACUUGAAUGUGAACCAAAACGUGAUCAAUCUCGAUCACGUUCAGUUCUAGAUGGUACAUGUCGAAAACCAUUAGAUGAAACGCAACCAUGCGAUCAAACACCUUGUGAACAAUGUACGAUGACACGUGAGAAAUACAUUGCUGAAUUAGAACUUGUACCGCCAAGUGAUUACUUUGUGGGAUAUUUAAUGAACGCAAUAACAGCUGCUGUAACAAAUACAUCGGUUCAUAUCGGUGAUAUACUUGAUCGUAAUACAACUGUAUUUGUUGAUAAUUGUACACGACUUAUGUGUAAAUCUAACGGAAUUGAGAAACAAAAAGUUCCAUGCCAAGAAGAUUGUAAAUAUACGCCAUGGUCCGAAUGGAGUAUCUGUAAUGCUUCAUGUGGUCAAAAUGGUAAUAGAACACGUAAACAAAGUUUAAUCAUGAAAGAUUCAUCCUUACCAAAUCCAUUAUGCUUAAGAGAUAUAAUUGAAAUAUUACCGUGUACUGGUCAGCCAUGUCCAUGCACGAAAGGUAUCAAUUGUACAUGUGAUUUAACCGAUUGGAGUCAAUGGUCAGAUUGUUCUUUACCAUGUGGUGGUGGUCAACGAGAACGUACACGCCAAUUUAAAACCAAUGAAACAGAAAACUGUACACCAAAUAAUUUACGUGAAGUACAAUCAUGCAAUGUCAAUUGCUGUCCAGUAGAUGGAGAAUAUACACCAUGGUCUCAAUGGUCAACAUGUACAACAGCAUGUGGUUCAGGAGUACGUAAACGCCAUCGAACAUGCACGGCUCCAGCACCAUCGUGUAACGGCAAACUAUGUAAUGGAAAUCGAGAAGAUACACAAGUAUGCAACACACAGCCAUGUGACGACAAAUGUAACAAUGAUCAAAUAUACAGUGAAUGUGCUAAUGAAUGUGAUACAUCAUGUGAUUCAUUAACAUGCAAUGGUCAAUGUCAAAAACCAGACAAAUGUGUACCAGGUUGUGUCUGUCCUGAAAAUAAAGUCAUUGGACCUGGUGGCAAAUGUAUUAAUCUUAAAGAUUGUCCGUGUCGAUUAUCAUCUGAUAACACAACAUUAGUCAAUGGUGAAAGCAAUGUUGGAGAUCCGUGUAAAACAUAUACAUGUAAAAGUGGUUGUAUGGUAACUACCGAUAAGAAUUGUAGUGUAUGUGAAUGGUCACCAUGGACACCAUUCUCUGAUUGUUCGAAUGCAUGUAAUGGUACACAUAGUCGAUUCCACACAUACGAUGGACCUAAUUGCCCAGAUAAACGCACUGAAGAAGAUAAAAAACCAUGCUCAUCGAAUUGUACAAUUGUUUGCUAUGUAACAACUUCAAAUGGUUCUGUAGUUAAUUAUAAUGUUGGUGAACUGGUGUCACAAACAAGUUGUAAUCGAACGGUUUGCCGUGAGACAGGCUCCAUCGAAACUCAACCAAUUGAUGGAACACGCGUCGAUGGUCAAUGGAAUGUAUGGUCACCAUGGAGUGAAUGCAGUAAAACAUGUAAUGGAACACGUACACGGUAUCGAUUAUGUUCAUCGCCGCAACCAGAAUGUAACGGAGAAAUUUGUAAAAAAUCACCUCAUACACAACUCGAUAUUGUUACACUGAAAAAUAAUUCAACAGCUCUUGAAGAAAUUGAACGUGAUAAAUGUAAUCAACUUUGUUUUACAACUACAACAUCCAUUUCUACAACUGUGACAACUCCUCAUGAGGAAUGCUUAAUGUUAAAUGGGACAAAUGUUAUUGUUCUAACACCGCAACAAGUUAUUAUUAAUCCAACAAAUUCAUGUGAAAUUUGCCUAUGUAAAGAUGGUACAGCAUUAUGUUCAUCAACUUGUUCUGAAGAUGAACAAACGUGUUUAUCUAAACAAUCUCAAGAUAAAAAUUAUAUUUAUACAUGGAUAGCACCACAACGUGGACAAUGUUGUGGCACAUGCAACAAGACUAAAGUUGAAAGUAAAUGUCGUGUGGAAAUAUUAAAAGAUGAAUAUGUUCGUGCUGGUGGAUGUGUAUCAUUCAAUCCUGUUGGCCGUGAAAAAUGUACUGGUGGUUGUGAUUCUCAAUCGUCUAAUGUGUUGACAAUUGCAAACAUAUCUUAUCAAUUGGGUAAUUCAACAUGUUACUGCUGUGCACCAAAAGAAACCUAUACGGAAACAAUCUCAAUGGAUUGCAAAGCAAUAGGUAACUUGGGAUAUGUUGAAUACGCUACAUAUACUCACAUUCGCUCAUGCGAUUGUCAAGCUUGUAUUGGCAAGGCUUAA
Messenger RNA from Rotaria socialis, 4521 nucleotides. The record is from the annotation of a GenBank genome assembly. NCBI's taxonomy places the organism in Eukaryota, Metazoa, Rotifera, Eurotatoria, Philodinida, Philodinidae.